AAACUCUUAGAAAGAUUGCUGUCUACUGACAAAAAUUCACGAUUAUCAUCCCGUUUUCAAAGUUUUAACAAACACCGACGGAAACGUAGCGUAACGGAAAAUGUGUCUCGUCAACUUCAGUCUCUAUUGGACCAACAGUAUUCCCAGCAGGCUCAGGAAUUGAUGAGCCAACUUAAUGUAUGGAAUUUUGAUAUUUUCAAUUUAGAUGUAUUAACAGGGGGGAGGUCUCUAACUCAUGUCGCCAUCCAUUUAUUUAAGAAGUAUAACCUUAUCUCCACAUUCAAAUUGGACUUCAUCAAACUCAUGCAAACAUUCACUCUGAUUGAGAAUGGUUACCAUGGAAGCAAUCCCUACCACAAUGCGGUGCACGCGGCGGACGUUACCCAGGCGAUGCACUGCUAUUUACAGGAAGUGCAGUUGAGAGGCUGGAUUCCCAGUUUUGAAAUAAUGACCUCUCUGCUGGCAGCCAUGACUCAUGACCUUGACCACCCAGGGGUCAACCAAGCAUUUCUGAUUGCUACAGCCAAUCACCUAGCAGAUCUGUAUCAGAAUACCUCCGUCCUGGAGAACCAUCAUUGGCGCUGUGCUGUGGGGGUGUUUUACGAGUCCGGUGUGUUCAGCCAUCUUGACCAGGACUCAUGGAACCAGAUAAUUUGGCAACUUCGAUCUUUGAUAUUAGCCACAGAUAUUACUCGACAACAGGAAUUUCUUAGCCGGUUUAAGAAAUACCUGGAUGAAGAUAACUUAGAUUAUAAAAAUGAUUUGCCGGAUCGAAUCUUUUUAUUACAAAUAGCAUUAAAGUGUGCUGAUAUAAGUAAUCCAUGCCGAGAGUGGAGCCUAAGUAAACAGUGGAGUGGUCGUGUGUGUGAUGAAUUCUUUAGACAGGGUGACUAUGAAAGAGAACUAGAACUUCCUGUAACUCCUAUGUGUAACCGAGUAACCAUGACAACAGCCAGGAUACAAGCUGGAUUUAUGGAGUACGUAGUGAACCCUUUGUUUUAUGCCUGGAGACAGUUUCUUCCCUCUAAACUUAGUGAUGUGAUGCUAGACAAUGUCGCUCAGAAUCUGAAAAAUUGGCGGGAAGUGAUCAAAGAAGAGGAGGAGGUCAGUAAACCUGCGGAGUCGGACGAGGAGGUGUUAAACGAAGAAAAAACAGACACUGUGGAGGAAGGGAGACUUCCUCUCAACUACAUCCACAUCACGGACGAAGACAGUAACUCCCUGGACAGUCGGCGCGGGAGUUGUAGGAGUCUGUCUCCCGUCCAUGAAAUCUUAGAAAAUGGCUGGGAUCCUGAGCAGCGAAGGCACAGCAUGCCUCCUGCUUAUGUCAAAAGGGAGAUAACCUGUGUGACUAUUCGUAGAGAAAGUGUUCCCAUAUCUCAAUUUCUAAGGAGGAGGAGUUUACCCACAGCCAUGCUUGUGCAAACGUCCUCUCUUGAGAAAUUAUCUGGCAAGUUAUCAGCACUUGCCCAACGUCACAAUAUGUCAAAUAAAAGCAUAUCUAUGGAGGAGUUGAUGUCUCGACCUAAAAUCUCUAAUCUCACAACCAGUUACGAGACGAGUUUACUGGCCAGUGGGCUCUCCGUUGUCACGGACCCAUUGUACUCAAAAUCUCAUCUAGCAGACUCAGUGUACUCAAACUCUCACAGCAGCAUUGUGCGAUUUCUGAGUGUCCCUCGGACCUGCCCCGACCCACCUCAUGACCCUAGUCACCCUACAGACUCAAACACAUUCCCAUGGCCAAGCAAUAAGUGUGCUCAAAACUGUGAUCAGCAAAACAAACAUAUUAACGACUCGGACUGUAUAGGAAAAGUUAACUGCAUUAAUGACCCAGAUUGUAUAGGGAGUCUCAACUUAGCUGGAAAUUCCUCUGUCUUACCCUAAACCCACUAGUCUUUCAUUAGUAUAAACUGUAUUUGUAAGAAAAUUUUAAAGGGGUAAUUAUUUACAUUUUAACAAGUACUAUGAAAUUUAUAUAUAUUUAUAUCUACAUUAAAUAAAUUGUUGUCAUAGUUUUAAA
Molecule: messenger RNA, 2020 nt
Organism: Saccostrea cuccullata (small rock oyster)
Lineage: Eukaryota; Metazoa; Mollusca; Bivalvia; Ostreida; Ostreidae
Product: high affinity cAMP-specific 3',5'-cyclic phosphodiesterase 7A-like
Exons: 12
Coding region: 163-1884 (573 amino acids)
Molecular function (GO): 3',5'-cyclic-AMP phosphodiesterase activity
Source: RefSeq, a predicted model, not a curated record